This is a messenger RNA of Lynx canadensis (Canada lynx), 3045 nucleotides long. RefSeq names its product tachykinin receptor 1 (gene TACR1). Gene Ontology annotation, biological process: G protein-coupled receptor signaling pathway; positive regulation of flagellated sperm motility. Gene Ontology annotation, cellular component: sperm midpiece; plasma membrane. NCBI's taxonomy places the organism in Eukaryota, Metazoa, Chordata, Mammalia, Carnivora, Felidae. Gene Ontology annotation, molecular function: substance P receptor activity. Bases 102 to 1325 code for a protein of 407 amino acids. The transcript is spliced from 5 exons. The record is from RefSeq and is a predicted model, not a curated record.
UGUCUUGGAUAAGCAGGACCCUGACCCCAGGCGUCAGCCUCAGGGCCUGCUGCAAAGGCAGGGUGUGUGCAGAGAAGAGGGGUUAACCGCCUAGCAGAGGAAUGGAUAACGUCCUCCAGGUUGACUCAGACCUCUUCCCAAACAUCUCCACCAACACCUCGGAGCCCAACCAGUUCGUGCAGCCGGCCUGGCAAAUUGUCCUUUGGGCAGCUGCCUAUACGGUCAUCGUGGUGACCUCCGUCGUGGGCAACGUGGUGGUGAUGUGGAUCAUCCUGGCCCACAAACGAAUGAGGACAGUGACGAACUAUUUCCUGGUGAACCUGGCUUUUGCAGAGGCAUCCAUGGCUGCGUUCAACACGGUGGUGAACUUCACCUAUGCUGUCCACAACGAAUGGUACUACGGCCUGUUCUACUGCAAGUUCCACAACUUCUUCCCCAUCGCCGCUGUCUUCGCCAGCAUCUAUUCCAUGACUGCUGUGGCCUUCGAUAGGUACAUGGCCAUCAUCCAUCCCCUCCAGCCCCGGUUGUCAGCCACGGCCACCAAGGUGGUCAUCUGUGUCAUCUGGGUCCUGGCUCUCCUGCUGGCCUUCCCCCAGGGCUACUAUUCGACCACGGAGACCAUGCCCAACAGAGUGGUGUGCAUGAUUGAAUGGCCAGAGCAUCCCAACAAGAUUUAUGAGAAAGUGUACCACAUCUGCGUAACUGUGCUGAUCUACUUCCUCCCCUUGCUGGUGAUUGGCUAUGCGUACACUGUUGUGGGAAUCACACUGUGGGCCAGCGAGAUCCCUGGGGACUCCUCUGACCGUUACCAUGAGCAGGUCUCUGCCAAGCGCAAGGUAGUCAAGAUGAUGAUCGUCGUGGUGUGCACCUUUGCCAUCUGCUGGCUGCCAUUCCACAUCUUCUUCCUCUUGCCCUACAUCAACCCUGAUCUCUACCUUGAGAAGUUUAUUCAGCAGGUCUACCUGGCCAUCAUGUGGCUGGCCAUGAGCUCCACCAUGUACAACCCUAUCAUCUACUGCUGCCUCAAUGACAGGUUCCGCCUGGGCUUCAAGCAUGCCUUCCGGUGCUGCCCCUUUAUCAGUGCCGGCGACUACGAGGGGCUCGAAAUGAAAUCCACCCGGUACCUCCAAACCCAGGGCAGCGUGUAUAAAGUCAGCCGCCUGGAGACCACCAUCUCCACGGUGGUGGGGGCCCACGAGGAGGAGCUGGAGGAUGGUCCCAAGACCACACCCUCGUCCCUGGAUCUGACCUCCAAUGGCUCCUCUCGCAGCAACUCCAAGACCAUGACAGAGAGCUUCAGCUUCUACUCCAACAUGCUCUCCUAGACCGCAGGUCUUCAGCAGGGGCAGCCACCACCAUUUUUGUCUUGCUUCACUUCAUGCAUGGAUAAUGCCUUGAUCUAGAAACCAUCAGAAAUUCCCUAACACUGGGGUUUGUGAAAAAGUUCAGAAUUUUUUAGGGAAAACAUCCAAUCCUGAGUUUAAAAAAAAAUCUGGAUUCUUCUAUGACUUUGAUAUCCCCCAUGCUGUGUGACCCAAGGCAAAUUGCUGAACUUCUCUGAGCUUGUAAAAUGGCAGGGUUGGACUUGAUUUCCCCUAAAUCUCUUCCAUGAUUCUAAAAUUAACUUUGGUUAUAUGUGGGGGCUCAUUUAGGGCUGAAUCCUGCAGCACCUGGAUUUGCCUGGAGCCUCCAUGAACUUCAGUGAAGUUGUCCAUAGUCGUGCUCACAUUAUUCUCCUUUAGCUGGUGGAGCACAUCACAUCAACCUUCAUUCAUCAGGGUAAACAAAAGAAGGAACCACAUAAAAUCCAAAGGAAAGGUUUAACUCUGUGUUCUAAGCAUCCAUGAAAAGGAAGCAUGGAUGCCUUCCUUUAGAGACCUCAAUAUUUUAGUGCAUCGACACCUCUUGAGAUUGAGAGCCUCAGGUCCAUGUGGAUUAUAUCCCCAGGGACUGUCCUGAACAACCAGUACGGCAAAAUAGGUCCAGUGAUGCCAGCUAAUGUCUGCUACAGACCAAGAGUCAGGAGGCCUGUGCCAUACUUUAUCUGAGCCUCUCUUUCCUUAUUUGUAAAAUAUGGGGCUGAGCUAGAUAACCUAAGUACUCCUUUUAACAUUCAGUAGUUCAAGGAUUGUAUGAGUUUUUUGUUAGUUUUAUCAAUUGGUAAUCUCAAAAAGAAUAAGAACAGCAAGUCUAGUGACUUAGUACCCUGUUUCUGGAGAGUAGCAACUGCUACAACGUGUCAAUAUCCAUAUCAAACAUGCUCAGAUUUAUCCUAAAACCACGAGUAUUUUCCUUCUUCUGGAACGUUUUGGUCUUUGACAGAGCAGAGGACUUCAUGUCAAAGUUUGCAUCUCUCCAUCAAGUGUUAGCAGGCCAAGUUCCACAGGUGGAGAUGCCAUCAAGGAAGAUAAACAUGUGGGCUCCCUGCUCUGGCCUUUUGGGGUAUCUUAGGGCAGGGGCACUAAUGCAGUCUUAGCUUUAUUCUAUUAUUCUAGCUUUAUUCUCAGAUGUCCAGUGAGCGAGGAGGCUGGACCCUGCAGCUCCACUUGUGGGAAGAGGCCACCUUAUAUCUUCCCUUCAGAUUCUCUGAAUCUCCCUUCCUGCCCCCACGGCUUAACUGGCCUCCUGUCUGAAAGGGGUGGGAAGACCCACCAACCCCACAGGACAGUCAGUCUACCAAGAGCCAUGAAUUUAAUCCUUCAUGUCUCAGCAAAGCUUUGAGGUUUCCAGCAGGUGAGCACACCAUUUCUUGAUGUCUCCCAGAUUUGUGCUUUGUCCAGAUGUGGCUGAAAGCAGAAGUCUCAUGUAACAUCCAUGAAUGUCUUCCUUGUGGUUUGAAGAACGGAUGCACAUGUGCUGCAUUUGUGGUGUUGACAGAGACCAAUGCUGCCCACAGGCUCUCUAGCCUUUACUAGCCAUGAGGGCUAUAACCCUACCAGGGCAUUAGCAGCCCUGAGAAAGUUGUAUAGCAACAGUAUACGCCAAAAUAACCCAAUAGCCACGUUCUGCAGAGCAGCAUGGGAAGGAUUAAAUAAAUUAAAUAAA